GUCGUUCGCAGCUCUGCUGUCUUUCCCGUUCACAAACCAACAGACAAGUGACAACAAAAUAGAUUUAUUGGACUACCCCCAACAAAACACGUCACGUCACUCAGUAAAGGUCGAAAGGGAUGUUUUCUGAGAUAUUUUUGUCCUUGGUUUUGAACUGCCACACUUUGUCCCGUUCCUAGUUUUUGAAAGCGAACAGAGAACAUGUUUUAUUCGCGUGUAAGACUAUAGAUCAGAUUUUCCUGAAUACGAUCUACGUUCGAAUAGUUUCCUUUCAAAGAACGCAAAUUCGUCCCACAAGUCCCCCUCCCUUCCGAACCGGCUUCCGUAUUGUGACAGCUUGAGCCCGCGAUCUGGAAAAGAGAGCGCGAUCGAACAAGGCGAACUGCGAUCUCAAUCUUUCGGAAGUGUUUUCACCAGUUUAUUUUCACCGGUCAGAUAUGAUGCCGAUUUUGUGAUGUCGUGUGAACACGCCGGUUGGUGAAUCAAUAAUUUAGCAAUGGAGUCAUUUCACGAAGUGGGAUCUCGUGUGUGGCUUCUCGAGGGAAAAGAUUGGGUCCCUGCCACGGUAGCAGAGUCGAAAGGAGGACAAGUUACUUUUCAUACCGAGUAUGAUAAGACUUACAACAUUGCCAAAGAGGCACUCAACAGACAGAAUGUCACUCCCAUGCAUCAAACAAGCGUGGAUGGAGUGGAUGAUAUGGCCAACUUAGGUGACCUCCAUGAUGCAGCUAUUCUUCACAAUCUACAUCUUAGAUACAAGAGUGACAAGAUAUAUACCUACAUUGGAUCAAUAUUGUGUGCAAUAAACCCUUAUUACGUGGUUGAAGGGCUUUAUGAGAGAUCAGUAAUGGCGUCGUACAGAGAGAAGCAUAUUGGUGAACUACCACCCCAUGUGUAUGCUAUUGCCAAUGAGUGUUACUAUUCCAUGUGGAAAAAGGGCGAAAGUCAGUGUGUACUCAUAAGUGGUGAAUCAGGUGCUGGUAAGACAGAGUCCACAAAGUUUAUUUUGAAGUAUUUAUCAGAUGUCAGCCGAGGGACAGGAGAAUUGGAGAACACUCCAAAUGUAGACGACGCUAUCCUACAGAGCAGCCCGAUCAUGGAAGCCUUUGGUAAUGCAAAGACCGUUUAUAACAACAACUCCAGUAGAUUUGGGAAGUUCAUUCACUUGCAGUUUAACUCCAAGGGACGAAUGGAUGGAGGCAAAAUUCAAGACUUCCUCCUUGAGAAGAAUCGUGUGGUCAGACAAAAUCCAGGAGAAAGGAAUUAUCAUAUUUUUUACUCUCUCCUGGCUGGUGCCUCUGAAGACCAAAGGAGUGUGCUACUCCUGAAUUCUCCAGAAAAGUAUCACUAUCUUAAGCAGAGUGGUUGCUAUGGAGACCCAUCAAUCAAUGACAAGGAAGAUUUCAACAAUGUUAUGAAUGCUAUGAAGGUGAUGUGUUUCACAGAGGAAGAAAUUGCCGAUGUCCUUCAGGUCAUUGCUGGUGUUCUACAGCUUGGAAAUGUUAAUUUCAUGGCUGCAGGCGGUGCUCAAGUCGCAGAAAAAAGUGUGUUGGAGAAUGUUGCAAAUCUUCUUCGUGUGGACAUCUAUGAGCUGACUGAUGCUUUGACCCAGAAGUCAAUGAUCCUCAGAGGAGAAGAAAUCCAGUCACCUCUAUCUGUAGAACAGGCACUGGAUUCCAGGGAUUCAAUGGCCAUGAAUCUUUAUGCUUGCACAUUUAAAUGGCUCAUCAACAAGAUCAACCAGAGAAUCAAGGGCAACAACAGCUUCUCCUCUAUUGGUGUUCUUGACAUUUUUGGAUUUGAGAACUUUGAUGUUAACAGGUUUGAGCAGUUCAACAUCAACUAUGCCAAUGAGAAGCUCCAACAGUAUUUCAACAAACAUAUCUUUUCACUGGAGCAACACGAAUACAACAGGGAGGGGUUGGAGUGGGCAGACAUUGACUGGGUGGACAAUGGAGAAUGUCUGGAUCUCAUUGAAAAAAAACUUGGUGUGCUGGCAUUGAUUGAUGAAGAGAGCAACUUUCCUAAAGGAACUGACGAAUCCAUGCUGGACAAAUUACAUUCAAGUCAUGAGGGAAAUACGUUUUAUAUUAAACCGCGUGUUGCAAACACAAAAUUUGGUAUCAAGCAUUAUGCUGGAGAGGUCUAUUACAGCACCAAAGGUUUUCUGGAGAAAAACAGAGAUGCUUUUCGUGAUGAGAUUCUUAAUGUGCUGAUGGAAAGCAGGUCGGAUUUUAUUUACGACAUAGUUGAACACCUGAAGCCCUCGGUGCCAGCAGCAGGAACAAAGAAGUCUUCAAGGAAAAGACCGACUGUUAGCUCUCAGUUUAAGGUGUGCUCUCGGUUUUGUGUAGUAGUAGUGGCUCAUUACUACAAGAAACGUUACCACAAGAUGCGGUUGGCUGCUAUCGUCAUUCAAAAGGUUAGUUUUGAUAAUGCAUUCUUUGCGACUNAAUAUGGUCAAACUUUCCUCCAGGCUCAUUACUACAAGAAACGUUACCACAAGAUGCGGUUGGCUGCUAUUGUCAUUCAAAAGUAUGAGAGAAGAAGAACCGCUCAAGCACUUCUCAAAAAACUCCUCGAGGAGAAGAGAAUAGAAGAAGAACGCAGAAGAGAAGAAGAGAGGAGAAGGGAAGAGGAGAGAAGAAGGACAACGGAAUGUCGAAUUCCUUGUACGACGUACCACAAGCAUGAAAAGAAAAAGCUUCAGGUUUUCAUGAAAGAUCACUUAGAGUACCUGAUCGAGCGGAACAGAAACGCGCAGCUAGAAGCUGUCGCCAUGCUCAUCAAGCGAAGGAUCAUGGGAUUCCUUCAGCGGAAGAGAUUUUUGAAGGCUCGCGAGGACGUCGUUACGAUACAGAAGAACUAUAAGGCUCAUUACUACAAGAAACGUUACCACAAGAUGCGGUUGGCUGCUAUCGUCAUUCAAAAGUAUGAGAGAAGAAGAACCGCUCAAUUACUUCUCAAAAAACUCCUCGAGGAGAAGAGAAUAGAAGAAGAACGCAGACGAGAAGAAGAGAGGAGAAGGGAAGAGGAGAGAAGAAGGGAGAUGGAAAGAUUGGAACAGGAAAGAAAGAUACAAGAGCUCGAGGAACUUCGACGCAAGGCUGAGGAAGAGGCAAGACGAAGGAAAGAGGAAGAAGAAGAAAGAUUGCGGCAAGAAGAGGAACAGCGGCAAGCAGUGCUAGUAAAAGCCCGCGAGAUUGAAGAGGCCAGGAGACUGGAGGAGGAAGCCCGAAGAAAGGCAGAAGAGGAAGCACGUAGAAAGGAGGAAGAAGAGAAAAGACGCCGCGAGGAAGAAGAAGCCAGUGGCCUAAGGGUGUUUUUUUUUUCCCUUUCAGGUGGUUUAUUGAGUCUGUGGAAGAAACAUUGGUGUGUACUUAGAGAUGACACAUUUAUGUGGUUCCGAGGAAAACAGGAUGCUCUCAAAUGUGGCUGGCUAAUGAAGAAAGGUGGAGGCACAACAACUUUAUCAAGGCGUAAUUGGAAACGCCGAUGGUUUGUGCUCAAGGACAAUGUGCUUACUUAUCAUGAGAAUGACCUUGAGGGAGCCAAGUCCCUGGGAACCAUUGACAUCAGAAAUGCAGUACGCAUUGUUGACGAUGGUGUGAAAGAAAAUGGCUUUAGUAUUAUCACACAGAACAGGACCUAUCACGUGAUCGCUGAAAGCACAAAUGACUGGAAUCAGUGGUUCAACAUUCUAAAUCGCGUGCACAGGGCAACCGAAGAAGAGUUGCAUGGAAUGAGAGAAGAAUCUGCAAACGUUAAACAUGCAGUGGGCACCAUUGAUGUAGCCAUGAUAGAGUCUUGCACACCUGGCGGAGUAGCAAAUAAGCCUAACUCCUUCACUCUGAUCACGGCAAACCGUGUGAUGAACUUCAUUGCUGAUACUCCUGAAGAUGUCAAUGGUUGGGUGGAAGCUAUACAGGAGAGUAAGGAACACGAAAUCGAUGAAGGCUUUGCUGAUGUCAUUGAAAAGGGUUGGCUCAUCAAAGAAGGAGCCAAUGACGACUCAAGAAGGAAAAGGUGGUGUGUUCUGACCGGCAAUUCGCUUGAUUACUACAAAUCCUACGUGAAGAACAGCCCCAAGUUUGGAUCUAUAGUGCUGACCAGUCUUUGCUCUGUUGUUUCACCCGAAGAACGGGAAGCAGGUGACUGGACGUUUAUUGUAAACGGCAGAAAACGAUCUUACGUCCUCCACGCGAAGCUUCAAGAAGAGGCGACCCGUUGGGCUAAUGCAAUACAGGAGGUGAUAGAUUCCAAACCACCAGUGGAGACUGCUUUUGAAAAGCUAGUAGGAGAGUUGAAAACUUCGACGACUGAGAGCGAGGCAGAUCAAGUGUAUCGUACCAACCCAGUUCUGAAGUACUCCAAGAUACCACUCAAGGCUCCCCUGCUACCCCUCCCUUAUGGACAAUCACGGUCGUCACGUGCAAAGGGUAAAGGUUAUGGCACGUUUCAUGAAGAAGCUGUUCGAGUUUUCAGUUCUCUACUCGAACAAGAGGCUAUUGCAGACCCUAUCCCUGNGAUAGAGGGGAUCCUGCAAACCUGCCAAGAUUUGAAACCCCUAAGAGAUGAGGUCUUCUGUCAGCUGAUCAAACAGACCACAAACCACCCCACUCCGGAUUCCAUUGGAAACUUGAGAAACAUGCAGGUGUUGGUUUGUAUGUGUUGUACAUUCGUUCCAACGAGAAAGUAUCUACGCUACUUAAGAUUUCACUUGAAACGGAAUAGGGAAAAACAUCCCAACUCAGAAAUGGCCAAAUUUGCUGUGUUUGCCUUGGAAUGUAUCAAACGAACAAGACCCAGGGAGUUCCCACCUUCAAGAGAAGAGAUUAUCUCGCUUUUGGGCCGUCGAGAGCUGUCCGCUGUUGUGCACUGUUAUGGAGGAGGGUCCUGCAAGAUCACCAUUAACUCCGCUACCACGGCUGGAGAGGUUGUCGAGAAGCUGUGCAAGGGCUUGAACAUUCCUCAGAAGUGCAACAUUUUCACUCUGUUUGAGCAGUGUGGUGCGAUAGAGAAAAACAUUGAAGACAGAACUGUGCUUGCAGACGUCUUGUCCAAGUUUGAGAAGUACAAGGCGCUAGGUCUAACAGAAGCUGGUCAUGCGUGGAAGCUUUUCUUCAAGAUCUUUUGCUUCCUUCAACCAGAGCUAGUGGAAGUAGACUCAGUCGAGUAUGGAUUUCUUUAUGAACAGGCUUGUGAUUCAAUUAUUCUUGGUAAAUAUCCCGCGCCUGACACCACGCUCUACCUCUUGGCUGCUUUACGACUUCAGUUUAAUGAGGGAGACUACAAACCAGGCGCUUGGGUAUCUAAUCUGGACUCAGUUUAUCCACCUGGAAAGCUCAAACAAAAGGUGAAGCCUGAAAACAACGCAGUAACCAGAGAACGGCACUUCAGCAUCAAGGGCACAAUAAAGAAGGCUGUGUCGCCCUUUAGAUCAGCUGGUGGGACAGAAAAUGGCGAGGACGAUAGCAAGAAAGCCACUGAAGAAGAAUUGUCUUUUAUAAAGAGUUCUAUAUGUGAACAGUGGAAGAAGCUUGGGGGCAUGGAUCAAGAAGAAGCUCAGAAACAGUACAUGGAAAUACUGAGAAGCUGGCCAGGGUAUGGCUCCACUUUGUUUGACGUGGAGACAAAAGAUCCUGGCUUUCCUCCUGAGCUCUGGCUGGGUGUGAGUUUUAAGGGCGUAGCUUUGUACAAGCGAGGAGAUGUCAGACCACAGUGUCAGUUCAGUUAUGAAAAUAUUCUAUCAUUUGGAGCUCCGGCUGCCAAUAAAUACAAAGUCAUCGUUGAUGGAAGAGACCCAAUGCUCUUUGAAACAUCACAGCUCUGCAGAUCUAAUCUGGACUCAGUUUAUCCACCUGGAAAGCUCAAACAAAAGGUGAAGCCUGAAAACAACGCAGUAACCAGAGAACGGCACUUCAGCAUCAAGGGCACAAUAAAGAAGGCUGUGUCGCCCUUUAGAUCAGCUGGUGGGACAGAAAAUGGCGAGGACGAUAGCAAGAAAGCCACUGAAGAAGAAUUGUCUUUUAUAAAGAGUUCUAUAUGUGAACAGUGGAAGAAGCUUGGGGGCAUGGAUCAAGAAGAAGCUCAGAAACAGUACAUGGAAAUACUGAGAAGCUGGCCAGGGUAUGGCUCCACUUUGUUUGACGUGGAGACAAAAGAUCCUGGCUUUCCUCCUGAGCUCUGGCUGGGUGUGAGUUUUAAGGGCGUAGCUUUGUACAAGCGAGGAGAUGUCAGACCACAGUGUCAGUUCAGUUAUGAAAAUAUUCUAUCAUUUGGAGCUCCGGCUGCCAAUAAAUACAAAGUCAUCGUUGAUGGAAGAGACCCAAUGCUCUUUGAAACAUCACAGGUUAUCGAGAUUGCCAAACUGAUGAAAGCCUACAUCAAUCAAAUUGUGAAACUGCGAAGAUCAAGCUACCUAAGCCAAGUAUCAGAAGCAUCAGACUCUUAGCCAGUCGAUAAACUGAAACAUGAGUUACACUUCUCUCUCUGUUUAUUAAUUGAAUAGUUAGCUUUAGUUGAUAUUUUCGUAUUUCUGAUUCUGGGGAACAAGCACUGUGUUCGGUAAACAUUUGUUCAAGCGCUCGUGCUGUUUGCAAUUCUCAUUAUUAUCUUAUCAAGAAAGAGCACUAACAAGAACUCCCGAUGCCGUCUUCAGCUGGUACCUGCUUCCCCUUGUCUGUGCCGCAGCUGUAAAUGCAAUUAAGGGGACUGCGGUUAGAAUUAACGUAAAUGGAAGGGAGGUACAUCGGAGGCAAUAAGAUAUAGAUUCCAAAAAAAAGCAGGGAAAUUUCUUGAAUACUUUAUCUUCCCGCAGUGAUUAAAAUCUUUCUCUCUCCAUUAACAAUAGCAUUUCAAGCGGUCAGCUGAUGAGAAUAAAGAAGAUCCGUCAUAACUGAGGAAUUUACUUUGAUAAACCAGCAAAUUCUCGACACUAGAAUUAAAAGAAAUCUAUGGCAGUGAGUAGGGAGAAUCUACACUUCGAUCUUAGAAGAAGUGAACGCUUUCAGGCCGUCAUACUCUCUUCAUUUUUAGUGGAAAAGAAAAAUUAACUGUGAGACUGGUUUAUCCAUAAAUUUAUUACUUGUAGUAAUUACCCCGGGUUCCUAAAUUUGUUAUUCGGAAUUAAUCAAAUAAAUAAAUCAAAUAAGGGUUUCAAAAAUUUACGUAAAGCGCGCGUGUUGUGAGACAAUCAAAGACGUUUGUAGUCAAUUCAAUAUUUUUAUACUGACAAUAGCAAUUCAAACGACCAUUUUGGUUGGUAAUUUUGCUAGGAAACUGUCUAUUAACGUAUUUUUCGUGGAAAUAUAUAAAUAAAAUAUUUGUUGGAGGGGGAGAAUGUUCCCAUAGUUGAAAGGAAUGCAUAGAUUCUAACUAUCGAGGGGAACGCCGGAUAUUUUAAGGUAGUAGUCUGACUAAUGAUUGUUAACUGAAUUCUUCAUUGAUAGAUAAUUACAAAGAAUUGUCACAAUCUUGCUAUCACCAAUUAAGAAAGCGCUGCUAGUUAGGAAACAAAGUCUGUGAAAAAGUUGAGUUGUGAGCGCGAUGUUUUACAGACUAUUGUAUUUCAAAACUGUUAAGUAUUGCGAAUAAUAUAUAUCGGUUUGGGUUUUCUUAAACGAGAAAUGAAGCGGCAAAAUUUUUCACCUCUGAAAUCAAAUGAGAAUUUGUUGACCUGUACUUAAUAUAAGCGAGGUUUUCUGUUGGCUGUCAAGCGCUAAACACUUAAAAACUAACCGGUCCUUUCCCCGCGCUUGACGCGGGUCACCCAAUCACGUGCUUUUGGGCUGAUCGAGUUCUGAUUGGCUCGUUGCGUUAUUUGCGUUUGUUGUGAUUGGCUAGGUGUAGCUAUGUUGGAUUUGGUGUAUCGACAGUCUUUAGAAAACCUCUAACAGAAGUUUGAUAGUUUUUUUAGUUUUAUCACUUAUUCUCCAGAAUGUGAAGUCCCAGAUAGUGAGAUCAAUGAAGAUCAUUUUACAGAAAUCUA
Molecule: messenger RNA, 7990 nt
Organism: Orbicella faveolata
Lineage: Eukaryota; Metazoa; Cnidaria; Anthozoa; Scleractinia; Merulinidae
Product: unconventional myosin-X-like
Cellular component (GO): cytoskeleton; myosin complex
Molecular function (GO): cytoskeletal motor activity; ATP binding
Source: RefSeq, a predicted model, not a curated record